Molecule: messenger RNA, 744 nt
Organism: Auanema sp. JU1783
Lineage: Eukaryota; Metazoa; Nematoda; Chromadorea; Rhabditida; Rhabditidae
Source: the annotation of a GenBank genome assembly
AUGACUCGUAAAUUCUUCGUCGGAGGUAACUGGAAGAUGAAUGGUAGCAAAGCUGCCAUUGACAAGAUCGUUGGUUUCCUCAACGAGGCUGGAAACAACGACGAUGUUGAUGUCAUUGUUUCUCCACCAGCUCCUUAUCUUGAUUAUGCCAAGAGCAAAUUGACCACUGAUGUUAAAGUUGCUGCUCAAAACACAUACAAGGUCCCAAGCGGCGCUUUCACCGGAGAAGUCUCUCCUGCUAUGCUCAAAGAUCUCGGAUUAGAAUGGGUUAUUCUGGGACACUCUGAACGUCGUCAUGUUUUCGGAGAGCAAGAUCUCUUGAUUGCCGAAAAGACCGUUCAUGCUAUCGAAGCCGGUUUGAGUGUUAUCUUCUGUAUCGGUGAACGCGACGAAGAGCGUGAAGCUGGACAAACCAAGGAGGUCAACUUCCGUCAAUUGCAAGCCAUUGUUGAUAAGAAUGUUGACUGGAGUAAGAUCGUCAUUGCUUAUGAACCAGUUUGGGCCAUUGGAACAGGCAAGUCCGCCACUCCUGAACAAGCUCAAGAGGUUCAUGCUUGGAUUCGUGAGUUUUUGAAGGAUAAGGUUUCUGCACAAGUUUCUGAUGCCACUAGAAUCAUCUAUGGAGGUUCGGUCACUGCUGAUAACUGUGCUGAACUAGCUAAGAAGAAUGACAUUGACGGUUUCCUUGUUGGAGGAGCUUCUCUCAAACCAGACUUUGUCAAGAUCAUCAACGCUCGCAAAUAA